This is a messenger RNA of Diatraea saccharalis (sugarcane borer), 1349 nucleotides long. The record is from the annotation of a GenBank genome assembly. NCBI's taxonomy places the organism in Eukaryota, Metazoa, Arthropoda, Insecta, Lepidoptera, Crambidae.
GUGAAAUGGUCAAUUUGAAGGAAAUACGGGAUAAAACACAGGAAGUAGAAGGAACUGUGAAUAGAAUUAAUGAAAACACCAAUGAAAUAAAAGAAAAAAUAGACCUAGCACAUGAGAACAUGGAUAUUGCAAUAACAAAUCAAAAUGAUAUAUACAAGAUCUUGGGCACAUGUAAUGAAACAAUAAAAAAAAUAAAAGAAAAAACUGAAGAAACAAAAGACGAAAUCAAAAAGACAAUAAAGGAAAGUAAGAAAGAAGGUGACCAGGGAGAGCGCAUGGAUACGUAUGCCAACAUAACAAUUGGACGCAAACAUCAAAAAAUCGAAACCGUACACUCGUUAACAGUAUCCUCGGAGAACAAAAUGGAUACCAGCGAGGAAGUAUUGCAGAGGACAAGCAAAAUACUGGAAGCAGAAAAGGGAAAAGUGAGGAUAGAUAAAGUUAGGAAAAGCAAGGACCAGAAAAUAGUAAUAGCAUGCAAUAAAAAAGAAGAUAUAGAUAAUAUCGAAAAGAAACUGAGAAAUGCACAAGGAAUGACAGUAGAACAGAUGAAAAACAAGGAUCCACUUGUGGUGCUAAAGAACACCAUAUACAAGAUGACCGACGAAGAAGCACUGGAAAUGAUAAUUAAGCAAAAUGAUGUUAUAUUUGGUAAAGAAGAAGAAAAGGAGAUCAAAAUUAAAUUUAUGAAAAAAGCAAGAGAUACCGAGCGUUGCCAUAUAGUACUUCAGGUCAAACCCACAAUAUGGAACAAAAUGACCAAACGGGGACACCUCUACAUUGGAAUGGAGAGAGUGAGAGUCGAGAACCAAUCGCCUCUCAUACAAUGUACGAGGUGCCUGCAAUUCGGCCACGGUCGAAAAUUUUGUACGCAGAGUGCUGACAGGUGCAGCCACUGCGGGGGCCUCCAUCUUAGAGCUGACUGCCCGGAUAGAGGGAUAGAGGGGAACCACCGAGGUGCUGCAACUGCACGCACUCAAAACAGGACGAUACAAGCCAUAACGCAUUCAGUAAUGAAUGUCGCACCAGGGAGAAAUGGGAAUAUCUGGCUCUCUCCACUACAGCAUACAUAUGAAGGAACACAGAACACAGAAUACACACAAACAACACAACAUAAAAAAGCAAAAAGAACAACACAUACACACAAACACACAUCAAAAUACACACAAAAGAAAAUACAAAACAGCUACACAAAGAGAAACCACAUAACCAAAAUAAACAUCUUUGAAAUGAUGAAUAAGGACAUGAUGGGAAAUCUACAAACAAAUAAAAACAAACACAAAACAAGUCAUGACGAAAUAUAUCAUGAGAUAAAGGAAGGCAUGACGAAAUACAUUACAAUAAAAUAA